AUAAAUAACAUAAAUGUGUAGUCUGAAGAUCACAAAUGAGCUCAAACUACUUUGCAUACCUACCUUAACAUAAUUAUUCUACCCUGCUAAUGUUUUCCUAUGGCCCAAGCGUCCCUGCAUGUAUUUGUGAGUAAUUACUGCAAGGCCAGUUUACCAUCAAAAGCACUGUCGAUCCAGCUUCGUAGUUAGGUCGUAAUGUAGAUGUAAUGUAGCUAUUAUUGAAGAUUAAAUAGCAGGUCUUGACAUCAAGAUUUCGAUGCUGCUGGCCCAUCCUGAUGAGCACCACGGUAUGUCAUCAGACCUGCACCCUGCCAGCGCUGGCUCUGUUUGCUCUGACGUUGCAACGGAAGGGAAGGCUUCCAUGCACUGGGUAGAGAACACAAUUAAAAUAAAAAUUAAUAAUGAUAAGGCUUCCCUUGUUGGUGAGCCUGGCCUUAGGUAAAUCAUUAAAAAAGCUUAAUUUGUCGCAGCAAUUAUUCCAGUAUUCAACGGUAAGUUCUUUAUUCAAACUUUUUUUUUUUUUCCAGAAGCAUAAUUUUAGGUAAAACUACUAAUUAUUCUCAUAGGCCUACUUCCCUGAAGAUAAGAGGAAUCGCAUCUGGUACGUGGAAAAGACAGGAAUGCAUUAAAGGGCUAUGUGUUACAGUAUAAUAGCCUCAAAGGACGACCAUUAAACCCCCAAUUAUCAAUACGCGUUGUAUAUGCACUCCAUGUCUAUACUUGCCUAUUUCAAACACCACAGUGCGGCGAGCAGGCAAUAUCGGGGGUGUGAAUAUUAUCCGUAGCAAAAAAAUUGCUCUCCUGUUGCCCACUCAAAACCAAUAAUCUAGCCCGUUGAUACUUCAAAAUAUUAGCAUGGCGUGAUCCCGAGAUAUGAAUGUUGCCAUCUUGUUUGCAUAUUUAGGUCUCAGAGUCUGUAAGGCUGUCCAAUAAUUUAUUGUAAACAAGAACAUACCACUCCUAUACGUUAUAGGCCUAUUCUACCUUUUAAUUGGCCCCAUAAACGGAUCUUAUCUUACUUAUUUUCCACAUUUGGCUUUCUGGGGAAAAAUACAUUUUAAAAAAGGAUAUCAGGAAAUAGUAGUGUAAAACAUUCUAAACAUGGAAUUUAUCUAGCACAUGCAACAAAAUAAGGAUUUUCGUACGUCUCAAAAAUAACAGUGUGAUGUCUUUCAUGUCUGAAGAUGUCUGUUGCCCUGUCCCGCAACUGAGUGAACUGAAUGGACCUCUCUAGCAGCAUCCCACUCCGCGUGCUGGGCAGAUAUCAAUUUCACAUAAUACAAACAUGGAGCGGACGUCGCUGUUCAUUGCGUUGCAUCACAAUAGAAAAGACCGUUGAUUAUUAUAAUGGAAAGUGAUCAUUUAAAAAGAAAACCGUGAAAAUUCACAGUAUCCAUAACUAAUAUGAUAUACUUGUUCAUUAUUUACAGAUAGCCUAAUUCAGGUUUUUUUUUUUUUUUUUUUUCAAAUCGAGUUCUUUUUCCGUACUGUAUUUAAUCCAAAGGGGGAAAGCCGAUGUCAUCAGUGGAGUACAAGAAAAAGGACUGUUUUGCUUCUGGAACCCUAUCUUCUGCUUCUAUGAAAGGUACAUUUACUAAAAUCCAACGAAGGAAGGUUAAAGCAAGAAAAAGACCAUCAGCAAAAUCACUAGAAGACACGGAAAGUGACUGUGAGAUUUGCAGGUGUUCUGUCUCCACUGGGGUCGCGAGCAGCCGCACGGUUCGCCGCAUUCUGACAGCCUGCGUGAUCUCAUUUCUGUCUCUCUUGGGCUCGGUGUCCGUGGACCUCAGUGCAAACAUGGAGUUGUGGCGAACCACCCAGGAUGCGUUUCAGGAGUUCACAUCUUGCCGGACUAAUAUCAUACUCGGCCUCGUCGGAGCGCUUCAGAAUGAGCGGAGUCGAUGCACUGCUGCAGGCUCAGGUGACAUGUCAGAACCUGGAACUUGCAUUCUAACAACUUCAGAUGUUCCGUACCUGGUUAUCCAGAUUUGUAAAGAAAUGCAGGUUCGUAAUGAUGGCCAGGGACUUCCAUGCGAUGAUAAACUCACUCAGUUUUGCGUGGAGAUUAAAGAUGACAUUGUCAUGUUCAUGGAUGCAACUCAGAGAGCAGGAAACACGGACGUCGAUAACGUAACUUACCUAUCCCUGUCAAUAUUGCGUGUUCUUAGGUUUUGGGGGGAUCUAGAGAAGGACAUCGGGAAAGUCAGGCAGAAUGUUGAUUGGGCCAACGUUCUGUCUCUAAGACAGCUGGUGAUAUUCAAAGAACUCAAUUACCAAUUAAAUGAAUCGCCCUUGUUGGUGCAUGAAACAAGCUUUCAGAACUCCUGGCACCAUUCUCUUAGCGGCCUGAUCUUUGGUAAGCUGCAGUCUGAAGCCUUUCACAAGUGCUGGAUACAAAACGCCAGUCCAAGGCUGAACUCCACCCAGCAGUGGUUUAACGAUCUGGUCCUGCUGCCCUGGGUUAACUCUGCGUCCAUCAGUCCUGCUGUGCCGCCAUUCGCUGACAUACUGGUGGACAUACAGGACUGCUUGCUGGAAAAGGGCGGGCAAACGCUCCAGCGGAAAUCCAGGGACUUCCUGUCCAGCUUAAGCCUGAAGUUCUGCCUGCUGGCCAUCGCUUGCCUUAUCUAUCCCAUAGUGCUGCUGUCCUUCAAGCAGAUGACCGAGUGGAUUCAGAACUAUGCGCAGAGCCUGAGGGACAGGACAGAGGACCUCAAGCAGCAGAGGCGUCUGGCCGAGGACCUCCUGCACCAAAUGCUGCCCAAAUCUGUGGCCAAGCAGCUGCGUCAACAGAAACACGUCAAAGCAGAAAGCUAUGAGAAGGCGAGGCACAGCUUAUCUACGAGAGCACAGCCAUCACAGUAACAUGUAGUACCUACCAGAGCACAGCCAUUACAGAAAAAUGUAGUACCUGCCAGCACACAGUCAUUACAGUAACAUGUAGCACCUACCAGCACAGUCAUUACAGUAACAUGUAGUACCUACCAGAGCACAGCCAUUACAGAAAAAUGUAGUACCUACCAGCACAGUCAUUACAGAAACAUGUAGUACCUGCCAGCACACAGUCAUUACAGUAACAUGUAGCACCUACCAGCACAGUCAUUACAGUAACAUGUAGUACCUACCAGAGCACAGCCAUUACAGAAAAAUGUAGUACCUACCAGCACAGUCAUUACAGAAACAUGUAGUACCUGCCAGCACACAGUCAUUACAGUAACACGUAGCACCUACCAGAGCACAGCCAUUACAGUAACAUGUAGUACCUACCAGAGCACAGCCAUCACAGUAACAUGUAGUACCUACCAGCACACAGUCAUUACAGUAACAUGUAGCACCUACCAGAGCACAGCCAUUACAGAAACAUGUAGCACCUACCAGAGCACAGCCAUCACAGUAACAUGUAGUACCUACCAGCACAGUCAUUACAGUAACAUGUAGUACCUACCAGAACACAGCCAUCACAGUAACAUGUAGUACCUCUACAAGCGCAGCUAUCACAGUAACAAACACAAGCACAGUCAUCACAGUAGCAUGCAGCACCUAGCAGCACACAGCCAUCAGUUAUAAUAACAUUUUCCCCUAUACAUGUAACAUAUCACUUGUACAAGUAACAUUUUAUACUUCAGUAAUGAAAUAACAGAAACAAUAAUUUGGUGUGAUGGGCUUUUCUGAUUCUUUAAAGAUCAUGCUGAUCUACAAAUACAAAUUUGUGGCAAGUUUCUCAAGGGAUGUAACUUUAUUUUUCUCAGAUUUAGUGUACUUCUUUCAUGUCAAAGACCUCUCUCCACACACAAACACACACAGACCAUUUAGAAGAAAAAAGCCCACUCUAUCAGAUAUGUCGGAAAAGGGGUAACAUAAUUUAUGAACGCAUUCAAUUUGUUUGUUCUCAUUGUUGUAGUAAUUACCUAUAAUUAUGGUUUUACAUAUUCAGUAGGAGAUAAAACAGGAUCUGCGAGGGAAAAUGGUGUGCCUCUUAUCCAGGGUGGCUAACAGCUGGGUCCUAAAGCAUUACACUCUCCUUAGCAAAAUUGUGUCUAUUCACCCUCUAAGCAGCUCUGACACAGUUUCCAUGAGAAGAAAAUGUGGUCAUAAAUGCUGCCUAUCUUCCAAACAACAAAAACAACAACAAUAAUAAUAAUAAUUUUAUUAUUAUUAAUACUUGGUCAAGGACAUUUAUUUUCAGUGGUUGCGGAUAUUAUGAUAUCGUUUAAUAUACCAUGCUGUGAAAGUGCGCAUAAGUAAUACUACUACAAAAGUAAUAUUUUGUAAGGAUGUAUACUUAGAAUUCCUGUCUCUCUUUUAUAAUGCACUAACUGUAGUUUAAUGGUACUACACAGUAUUGUACGGACAGUAUUCCGCCACACAUAUUAUAUUUGCUACUAACUGUUGGGGAUGAGUCAAAUGAUUGAUGAAAAUUCUCCAUGGAUUUGUUUACGCGUUGAUUUUUCUCAUCUCAUUUUCCAGGUGACAAUUUUCUUCUCAGACAUAGUGGGCUUCACAAUGAUCUCCGCCUCCUGCACUCCCUUGCAAGUGGUGGAGAUGCUGAACAACCUGUAUGUGUGCUUUGACACACGCAUCGACUCCUAUGACGUUUACAAGGUGGAGACCAUAGGCGACGCCUACAUGGUGGUGAGCGGCCUGCCGGAGAGAAAUGGGGACAAGCACGCCGACGAGAUCGCCAAAAUGUCCCUGGACCUGGUGGCGGCAGUGCGGCAGGUGAACAUACCCCACAUGCCCGGCAAGAGGCUGCAGCUCCGCGCGGGCAUCCACACGGGGCCCUGUGUAGCAGGCAUCGUGGGGUCUAAGAUGCCCCGGUACUGCCUGUUUGGGGACACGGUCAAUACUGCCUCUCGGAUGGAGUCGACCAGCCUGCCUCAAAGAGUCCAUGCCAGCUCGGACACCUACAUCGCCCUCAUGAAGGACAACGCAUACGAGCUGGAGUUCAGGGGGGAGAUAGAAGUCAAGGGAAAAGGCAAAAUGAAGACCUACUGGCUGAUCGGUCACAAGAACUACAGCGUUCAGAAUGACAGCCUGGUGUGCCACUGGAACCCUGGUAUGGCCAGGAAGAAGAAGAUAGUGGUGCCUGGUAGCAGUGGGUCUAUAGAGCACUCCAACGCGAGCACCCUGCUGCCCAGUCCCAGCGAGAACACCACGCCCGUGUCCCAGCAGGACUCUGACUCGUUGAGGGCCCAGGAGGCCGAGGGCCCCCUGCUGGUGCGGGCGCAGGUGGAGCAGCGCCCUGGGGGAUCCGGGACCCGGGCCUCCGUGUCCAGGGGGCCCCAGGGCUGCAGCAGCGAGGCCAAGAGCCCUCAGGAGUCCUCCGGCAACGGGAAGACCUUCUCCCUGACCCAGGACAGACCGCACCUGCUGCCCGGCUCUGUCCCGCCCAUGUAGACCGCGCUGGAUGCAGCACAUGCCUCAUACAGCAUCAUACACCUGCUUUCAUUUUCCCUGUAAAUUACUGCGUGGUCCUGCAUUCAAUCAACAUUCACCCUUAAACCUGUUGGUGUUUUUAUUCUCAAACACGGUCUAAUGGGUUCUGCAAUCAAAAAGCAUAAUUUACAAUACAUUUUUUGUGGAAAAGCAUUUGCAUUUGUUUGUAUUCCAAUUGGAACUCAUCUUAAUUGAGUCCAGUUGACAUUGUAAAUCUUCUACAGUUUAUGGAUGUUUAAUGCAUGACCACAUUUCAACAACGCUGCAACUCCUAGGUGUAUUUGUCAGAAAUACAAUCAUUUAGAGGAUUGUCUGUAUUGUGUUGCCAUAAAGCAGUGAUCUACAUUCCUGGUCCUGGCAAACCACCGGGUCUGCUGGUUUUUGUUGUUACUAGCUCUUAAUUGAUCAAUUGAAGCGGUCAAUUACACAGUUAACUGUUGAUAUUAAGGUGAAAACAAAAACCAGCUGACCCUGCGAUCUGCCAGGACCAGUAAUGAAGAUCACGACCAUAAAGCUAGUAAUCAAUGGGAUUUAGAUUCAUCAAUGUGACUGGCUGCAGAAAGUAAUGGAUCACUACCACAUGGCCUCUGCUUGCAUUUCUGAUGGCUGCCCUCUUGGUUCAUCUCAUCCACUUGAUUAUUGUUGUACGAUAUUAUCUGUGCAAAUGCAUUCAUGGCACACUUGCUAAAGUUAUGUGAGUAAACUCACUUUACAGUAAUAAAGAUAUGUGCUUUGGUA
Molecule: messenger RNA, 6174 nt
Organism: Anguilla rostrata (American eel)
Lineage: Eukaryota; Metazoa; Chordata; Actinopteri; Anguilliformes; Anguillidae
Product: atrial natriuretic peptide receptor 1
Exons: 7
Coding region: 4396-5397 (333 amino acids)
Biological process (GO): cGMP biosynthetic process; receptor guanylyl cyclase signaling pathway; intracellular signal transduction
Cellular component (GO): plasma membrane
Molecular function (GO): adenylate cyclase activity; guanylate cyclase activity; peptide receptor activity
Source: RefSeq, a predicted model, not a curated record